AGCAGCAGCAGCAGCAGCACCAGAGCAGCAGCAGCAGCAGCAGCCAGAGACAAACUCGGGAGUGAGUCUGGAGAUCAACGAUCAACGAUCAACAUCAUGAUCAAUGAUCAAUGAUCACCCCAUGAUUCCUGCUCUCCCCUCCUCUGCUCUGCUCUCUGCCCCUGCCCCCUGGCCCCCUGCCCCCUGCCCUCUACUUGUACGUAUCUCGCGCUGCUGCUCGAGGCCAGGCCUUCUCGGAGACCGGCUGCUGCUGUAUGCGUAUUUGUCAAGGGCCGUUGCAGCUCAAGGGGCGUUGCAGACGAGCGGGACGGCUGUUGUGGUCUUGGUAGAGCUCCUGUAGUGCUCAGGUAGUGCUCAAGUAGUGCUCAUGUACCUGCGGCAGCGGCGCCCUUCAGCAGCUCCGUUUCCCCAGAAUUG
Hyaloscypha bicolor E is the source of this 417-nucleotide messenger RNA. RefSeq lists its product as uncharacterized. The coding region runs from base 104 to 340 and encodes 78 amino acids. Lineage: Eukaryota; Fungi; Ascomycota; Leotiomycetes; Helotiales; Hyaloscyphaceae. The record is from RefSeq and is a predicted model, not a curated record. The transcript has a single exon.